Molecule: messenger RNA, 254 nt
Organism: Taeniopygia guttata (zebra finch)
Lineage: Eukaryota; Metazoa; Chordata; Aves; Passeriformes; Estrildidae
Gene: KLHDC3
Product: kelch domain containing 3
Cellular component (GO): cytoplasm
Molecular function (GO): protein binding; chromatin binding
Source: RefSeq, marked validated
GCUCCCGUCGGAGCGGGGCUGUUGGAGCUCCUUGUACGGGCACAGAGCCAGGUGACGUUGCAGUGGCCUCGGAAGCAUGUGGCUGUGGCACUGGGGGCCCUGAAGACCGCCUGGCUUGCAGGGAGGAAUGCUACGGUGGGCAGUGCACUUGGAAGGUGGGCCACGGAGGGUGAACCACGCGGCCGUGGCUGUCGGGCACAAGGUCUAUUCCUUUGGUGGGUACUGCUCUGGAGAGGACUAUGAGACCCUGCGGC